GGACGCUGGGUGCAGAAGGGACUCGGCCCAGCCGCCCGAGGCGCCGCGCUCCGUCUGCUCCGGGCAGGGCUAUUCAGGCGCCAUGACGCAGCAGCCCCAGGAGGACUUCGACAGGAGUGUGGAGGAUGCCCAGGCAUGGAUGAAGGCGGUACAGGAGCAGCUUCAGGUCAAUGACAACACGAAGGGGCCCCGAGCGGCCCUGGAGGCGAGGCUGCGAGAGACAGAGAAAAUCUGUCAGCUGGAGCCUGAGGGAUGCAUGAAGGUCGAACUGGUCCUGCGGGCAGCUGAGGCCCUCUUGGCAACUUGCCAGGAGGGCCAGAAACCUGAGAUCCUGGCCCGGCUGAGGGAUAUCAAGUCUCAGUGGGAGGAGACGGUCACCUACAUGACUCACUGCCACAGUCGCAUCGAGUGGGUGUGGCUGCACUGGAGCGAGUACCUGCUGGCCCAGGACGAGUUUUACCGCUGGUUCCAGAAGAUGGUGGUCACGCUGGAGCCCCCCGUGGAGCUGCAGCUGGGCCUGAAGGAGAAGCAGUGGCAGCUGAGCCACGCCCAGGUGCUGCUGCACAAUGUGGACAAUCAGGCUGUGCUCCUGGACAGGCUGCUGGAGGAGGCGGGCUCCCUGUUCAGCAGGAUCGGGGACCCCAGCGUGGAUGAAGAGGCCCAGAAGAGGAUGAAGGCAGAGUACGAUGCCGUGAAGGCCAGAGCCCAGCACAGGGUGGAGCUCCUGGCCCAGGUGGCCCAGGACCAUGAGCAGUACCGGGAGGACGUGAGCGAGUUCCAGCUGUGGCUGAAGGCGUUGGUGGAGAAGGUGCACAGCUGCCUGGGGCGGAACUGCAAACUGGCCACCGAGCCUCGCCUCUCUGUGCUGCAGGACAUCGCCAAGGAGUUCCCUAGGGGUGAGGAGUCUUUGAACAGAUUGGAGGAGCAGGCUGUGGGUGUCAUUCGGAACACCUCUCCUUUGGGUGCAGAGAGGAUCUCAGGGGAGCUGGAGGAGAUGCGGAUGGUCCUGGAGAAGCUGAGAGUCCUCUGGAAAGAGGAGGAAGGAAGGCUGCGGGGCCUGCUCCAGUCCAAGGGCGCCUGUGAGCAGCAGAUCCAGCAGCUGGAGGUGGAACUGGGAGAGUUCAAGAAAGUUCUUCAGAGGCUGGCCCAGCAAGGCUUGGAGCCCAUGGUGAAGACGGCCACAGAGGAUGAGCUAGUGGCCCACUGGAGGCUGUUCUCAGGGACUCGGGCUGCACUGGCUUCAGAGGAACCCCGUGUAGACCGGUUACAAACUCAACUAAAGGAACUUGUCAUCUUCCCGGACCUGCAGUCACUCUCUGAUAGCGUGGUGGCUGCCAUUCAGGAAUACCAAAGUAUGAAGGGUAAGAAUGCCAGGCUCCACAAUGCGACCAGGACGGAGCUAUGGCAGCGUUUCCAGCGGUCCCUCAAUGACCUGCAGCUAUGGAAGGCGCUGGCCCAGAGGCUCCUGGACAUCACCACCAGCCUGCCGGACCUGGCCUCCAUUCACACCUUUCUACCCCAGAUUGAGGCAGCCCUAACAGAAAGCUCCCGCCUGAAAGAGCAGCUGUCAAUGCUGCAGCUGAAGACAGACCUGCUGGGCAGCAUCUUUGGCCAGGAGAGAGCAGCCACCCUCCUGGAGCAGGUGACAGGCUCUGUGAGGGACAGAGACCUACUGCAUAACAGCCUUCUUCAGCGGAAGAGCAAACUUCAGAGCCUGCUUGUUCAGCACAAGGACUUUGGGGUAGCUUUUGAUCCUCUGCACAGGAAGCUCCUAGACCUCCAAGCCAGGAUCCAAGCAGAGAAAGGGCUUCAGCGGGACCUUCCUGGAAAGCAGGUCCAGCUCCUAAGGUUGCAGGGGCUGCAGGAGGAGGGGCUGGAUCUGGGGACACAGAUCGAGGCUGUGAGGUCUCUUGCCCAGGGGAACUCUAAGUACCAGCACAAGGUAGACCAGAUCUCCUCUGACCAGCAAGCCCUGCAGAGGUCCCUGGAGGACCUUGUGGACAGGUGCCAGCAGAGUGUACAGGAACACUGUACCUUCAGUCACAGGCUGUUGGAGCUCCAGCUGUGGAUCACCACGGCCACACAGACCUUGGAGUCACACCAAGGGGAUAGGCGUCUGUGGGAUGCAGAGUCCCAAGAGGCUGGGCUCGAGAGGCUGCUGUCUGAAAUCCCAGAGAAAGAGGUCCAGCUCUCCCUGCUCCAAGCACUGGGCCAGCUUGUGAUGAAGAAGUCUUCCCCAGAAGGGGCAGCCAUGGUCCAGGAGGAGCUGAGGAAGCUGAUGGAGUCUUGGCAGGCCUUUCGACUGCUAGAAGAGAGCAUGCUGAGUCUCAUGAGGAACGAGCAGCUGCAGAGGACGGAGGUGGACACGGGGAAGAAGCAGGUUUUCACCAACAACAUCCCAAAGGCUGGCUUUCUCAUCAACCCUCAGGAUCCCAUUCCCAGGAGACGGCAUGGGGUGAACCCACCAGAAGAACACGACCUCCAUGAAGACCAUCCCCAGCUCCUGAGGGAGUUUGAACAGUGGCUGCAGGCAGAAAACUCCAAGCUACUUAGAAUCAGCACAAUGAGAACAGCCACAGCCAAGGACUUGAGGACCAGAGAGCUGAAGCUGCAGGAGCUGGAGGCUCGGAUCCCAGAAGGACAGAUCCUCUUUGAGAACCUGCUUCGUCACAGACCAGCAAGGGACCCCUCCAAUGAGCUGGAAGAUCUGCGAUACCGGUGGAUGCUCUACAAGUCCAAGCUCAAGGGCUCCGGCGACCUGCUGACGGAGAGUUCUCCAGGGGAGCUGACUGCAUUCCAGAAGAGUCGGCAGCAGAAGCGGUGGCGGAGUCCCUGCUCUCUCCUACAGAAAGCAUGCCGCGUGGCACUGCCGUUGCAGCUUCUGCUCCUGCUCUUUCUGCUGCUGCUGUUCCUGUUGCCAGCAGGCCAGGAGGAGCGCAGCUGCGCCCUGGCCAACAACUUCGCUCGCUCUUUUGCGCUCAUGCUGCGGUACAACGGCCCUCCGCCCACCUAGCCCACCGGUGGGCGCACAGGUGACCUUCUGCAGUCCCUCUGAAGCUGGCUGCUGGGGGCACGAUAGCCAUUCAGACACCCAGAGCAGCCUUAGACCAAAUGUUGUAUCUGUUCCCAGAACAAACUUGCCUUUUCUACGAUGCUGCUUCUGUCUAUUUAUACUAAAUGUGCACUGUGUGUGGUUAGGGAAUAUGUACAGAAUUUUUAUAUGCCAUGUAACUUCAGCUGCAAUGUCUCUUUGUGCCUAGGGAAGCCCCUGGCAGUGUGUUUCUCUAGUAGGAUUUGUGGCACUUGUGCCUUAGCGUCCUGUCAUCCCUGGGGGACAGGAAAAAUCACAGGUUACAUCGAUGACAUCUGACCCCCAGAAAUCCAGAUGUUGCUGGAGAGCCUCUGACUGCUUACCAUAGCUGAACGGAAUUAGAGUCCUGGGACUUAUGUAUGUGGCUGUUUUUAAAGCCACACUGCUAAAUAGAGAAGCCAUGAUGGCCUACUCUGGCUCAGCCAGAGCCGUGACACGUGUAAGAGGGAUACCGAGAGAGCAACAGAAGAACUGUAAAGAUGGGAUCCAACUGACCUCCACAAAACGAUGGUGCCUAGUGCCCAACCCCUGCACAGCAGCCACUGACAACACAGACCAGCGAGGAAUGCCUGUGACCAGGACCAGGACCCCGUGUCUUCAGGAAGCAGCUGGGUUCGAUUUGUGUGUUUUCUCCAGGAGAAAGAAAACGAUGAACUUGAUUUUUUAUUCUGAUGCACAAGGGUGAAGCACUUUGCAGUGGCCUGUGAUAUCGUAGCUGUGAGCUGUCUACAGCCCAGGGCAUGAGCCCAGAGCAGAGUAGAAAUAGUUCCCCACCAAGCCAGGCAUCAUCCACCCAAAGCAGAGAGGAGAGACUCAGGCCACCGAAGGGGACUCUCUUCCCUUCCUGUAGAUCCUCGCAGGCUGGUGGAUCUACAAGGCUGGGCAGGUCCCGCCUUCCUCGAUGGGCCCAGGACUCACAGUCUGACUCCAGGCAGGAACGGGCAUGGGGAGCCCCAGGCACGGGUGGAAGAUUUCCAGUUAUGCCCAAGGCUGGAAACAUAACUAGGGAAUUCUGGGAUGAUUCCUAAGUGCUUUAAAACUGGAUCAGGUUCACCCUGAACUGACACAUUUUUUUAAACCUCUAGAAAA
This is a messenger RNA of Rattus rattus (black rat), 4180 nucleotides long. It is a transcript of the gene Syne3, whose product is annotated as spectrin repeat containing nuclear envelope family member 3. Gene Ontology annotation, molecular function: actin filament binding. Gene Ontology annotation, biological process: nuclear migration. Gene Ontology annotation, cellular component: meiotic nuclear membrane microtubule tethering complex; nuclear outer membrane; cytoplasm. The transcript is spliced from 18 exons. NCBI's taxonomy places the organism in Eukaryota, Metazoa, Chordata, Mammalia, Rodentia, Muridae. The record is from RefSeq and is a predicted model, not a curated record. Bases 83 to 3013 code for a protein of 976 amino acids.